This is a messenger RNA of Chaetomium strumarium, 1602 nucleotides long. RefSeq names its product NUDIX hydrolase domain-like protein. The transcript has 4 exons. Bases 129 to 1388 code for a protein of 419 amino acids. Gene Ontology annotation, molecular function: coenzyme A diphosphatase activity. NCBI's taxonomy places the organism in Eukaryota, Fungi, Ascomycota, Sordariomycetes, Sordariales, Chaetomiaceae. The record is from RefSeq and is a predicted model, not a curated record. Gene Ontology annotation, biological process: coenzyme A catabolic process.
CACAUGCACCCCGCAAAAAGCCGGCCGGUGCGCCGGGGUCCCGCAUAUGCCCCUGUGCAAGCACAGUCGGUAAUAAAGCCCGAACAUCGGUUCCCAACUGAAGACACUACACCGCAUCGUCGCAGAAGAUGAGCGGUUCUCUCGCAGCUGCUGAUCAAGCGCCAGUGCAAAUCGGCCCGCCACGAGACCAAGAGGAAGCCCAGACAGUGAUCCACGGCAUCCAGGACUCCGAGACUGCUCUUGAGGCGCCGGCCGAAUCGGAGGAGCAAUCGGAAUUAUCUGAUCCGGAGGACGAAGAAGACACGGGCUCGUAUUACUGGGAUGCAUCGACCAUGGCGCCGCUAAAUGCAGCGUCGGCGGCCGCCAUUGCCCGACUGAGGGCCUACAAGCCACCGCUCUUCCCCCUCUGGGACCGGCUCCCGCUGAGUCGCCGCGCCGCGGUACUGCUGCUGCUGUACGCCGACCGGAGGGGCGAUCUCAGGGUAGUCAUCACCAUGCGCGCCGCCAGCCUAAGGAGUUUCUCAGGCCACGCCGCCCUUCCUGGAGGCAAAGCGGACACGCUAGAUGAGACACCUUAUCAGAUCGCCCGCCGCGAAGCUUGGGAGGAAAUCGGCCUGCCCAUCGACGACACCAAGCUGCCAGCUCCCUUCCGCAUCGAGCACCUGUGCUACCUCCCCAUGAACCUGGCGCGCACCGAGCUCGUCGUCCGCCCCUGCGUCGCCCUGCUACACACCAACGACCUUCCAGUCCCCGUCGGCCCGGCCUCCCCAGCAUCCUCCCCAACGGUAGAGGACUCGCUCAUCCCUCGACUCGACGCGAAAGAAGUAGCAGCCGUCUUCUCUGCGCCAUUCCAUAAUUUCUUGAAAGCUGCCGACGAACAACCGCAGCCGCCACCAAUCCUCAUCGGAGAGGCGAAAGCAGAAGGAGAGCCAAAGCAGCCAACCCAGCUGCCGCCGGGGAAGUGGUACGAAGGUAACUGGACCACGUGGCACGACCGCCCCUGGCGCCUGCACUUCUUCUACGUCCCCGUGACGAACCAGCAGGUGGUGAAGCCCAAGGUGAGGGAAGGCGGGCUGGCCGCGCUGUCGGAGCAUGAGCAUGAGCAUAGCAGUGAGAACGAGAACGGGUCGGUGGAGAGCGGGCGCUACAAGGUGUGGGGGAUGACGGCGCGGAUCUUGGUGGAUGCCGCGACAGUCGCGUACGGAGAGCAGCCUGAGUUCGAGCACAACUCGCAUUUUGGCGAUGAAGAGGUUAUUGAACAGCUCGCGAGGAUGGGGAGGAUGGGGGAGAAGAAGCGGCAGGCGAGUAUUGUGGGAAGCACUACUAAAGAGACUGGAGCAUCCCGCGAAAUGGAGGGGGGUAGCAAGGGUGGGACGAGUAAGAUGUAGUAGAAUGGUCCUGGUGAUGAUCAGGUGUACGCUGUUUCCGUACAUAUUGCAUCCGGGUGGCUCAUCCCCCGUGUUAGGUGGGCGGCUCUGUUAUCCCCCAUCAAACGGCUCGAUAACGAUCAUGCUGCAUCAAUGGCACGCAGUCUCCUUGGUGAUGGGAGUGUGCCCGCCAAAGAUCAGAUAUCCCAGCCCGGCGCCGACCGAGACCGCGAUC